Molecule: messenger RNA, 1137 nt
Organism: Knipowitschia caucasica
Lineage: Eukaryota; Metazoa; Chordata; Actinopteri; Gobiiformes; Gobiidae
Source: the annotation of a GenBank genome assembly
AUGAUAAAUAUCAAAAUCUCCCCGUCCCUGGACCUGGGCCUGGGCCUGGACCUGAGCCUGGACCUGGGCCUGUCCCUGGGCCUGGGCCUGGGCCUGGACCUGAGCCUGGACCUGGGCCUGGGCCUGGACCUGGGCCUGGGCCUGUCCCUGGGCCUGGUGCCGAGCCACUGCCCCAGAGCCACUGCCCCAGAGCCACUGUCCCAGAGCCACUGUCCCAGAGCCACUGCCCCAGAGCCACUGCCCCAGAGCCACAGCCCCAGAGCCACUGCCCCAGAGCCACUGUCCCAGAGCCACUGUCCCAGAGCCACUGUCCCAGAGCCACUGCCCCAGAGCCACUGUCCCAGAGCCACUGUCCCAGAGCCACUGUCCCAGAGCCACAGCCCCAGAGCCACAGCCCCAGAGCCACUGCCCCAGAGCCACAGCCCCAGAGCCACUGUCCCAGAGCCACUGCCCCAGAGCCACUGUCCCAGAGCCACAGCCCCAGAGCCACUGUCCCAGAGCCACUGUCCCAGAGCCACUGCCCCAGAGCCACUGUCCCAGAGCCACUGUCCCAGAGCCACAGCCCCAGAGCCACUGUCCCAGAGCCACUGCCCCAGAGCCACUGUCCCAGAGCCACUGUCCCAGAGCCACUGCCCCAGAGCCACUGCCCCAGAGCCACUGUCCCAGAGCCACUGCCCCAGAGCCACUGUCCCAGAGCCACUGUCCCAGAGCCACUGUCCCAGAGCCACUGUCCCAGAGCCACUGCCCCAGAACCACUGUCCCAGAGCCACUGUCCCAGAGCCACUGUCCCAGAGCCACUGUCCCAGAGCCACUGCCCCAGAACCACUGUCCCAGAGCCACUGUCCCAGAGCCACUGUCCCAGAGCCACUGUCCCAGAGCCACUGUCCCAGAGCCACUGUCCCAGAGCCACAGCCCCAGAGCCACAGCCCCAGAGCCACAGCCCCAGAGCCACUGCCCCAGAGCCACUGCCCCAGAGCCACUGCCCCAGAGCCACAGCCCCAGAGCCACAGCCCCAGAGCCACUGCCCCAGAGCCACUGUCCCAGAGUCACUGUCCCAGAGCCACUGUCCCAGAGCCACUGUCCCAGAGCCACAGCCCCAGAGCCACUGCUCCAGAGCCACUGCCCCAGAGCCACUAA